Messenger RNA from Choloepus didactylus (southern two-toed sloth), 2190 nucleotides. Its product is annotated as basic proline-rich protein-like. The transcript is spliced from 2 exons. Lineage: Eukaryota; Metazoa; Chordata; Mammalia; Pilosa; Megalonychidae. Bases 1 to 2190 code for a protein of 729 amino acids. The record is from RefSeq and is a predicted model, not a curated record.
AUGUUCCCCGGGCUCCCGCGGCCCCGGCCCCUGCCCCUGUCCCGGCCCCUGCCCCUGCCCCGAGCCCGGGGGAGGAGGCGGCAGCAGACAGCACAGGUGGACAGACUCGCGUGGGGCCUGGAGUUUGACGCGCUGGGAGGAAGACAGCCGCCCCCUCCCCACUCCCACGGCGAUGAGCCCGAGGCUCCGGGAGGGCAGGAGCCCUCCGCUCUGUUCCGUGUCCCCCGGGUCGGCAGGUAUCCUGGGGAGGAAAUGGGACCCCAAGGGCAGGGCCAUGCCGGGGGCACCUCCCCGGGGAGGAAGGCUGGGAGGGGAGCCCCGGGGACACGGCAGGACCCGGCCCAGGCAGGGCGCCCAGCGGGGGAGGUGAGCGAGCUUGUGCCCCCAGGGCCGGGAGGAGGGCCUCGGAGGGAGGGUCCCCCCAGCCACAGCCCGCGGCUCACCCUUACCCGCCCACCCAGGGCGCUGGAGGGCGGAGCUCACCCUCAGCUGCCCGAGCUAGGCUGGGGGCCCGCUGAGCUGCACCCCAGAACCCCUUCCCAGCAUCCGUCUGCCCCGUGCUCUCCCAGCUGGGAACCCCGUGGGGACCCUGCUUCUGCCAGCAAUCCAAGGUCCCCCGGGAACCAGCUCCACCUACCCCACCCCACCGCGGCUGCCACCAGCCCAGCAAACGCCCACCGCAGUCCCCAAGGCCGACCCGGAGCUCGUCCCCCUUGUUCACUGCUCCGGCCGCUGCGUCCAGGGCAGGGGGCAGGAGACGGGGACAAGGGUCGUGUGGGGCAUUUGGGGGCAGUCACAGAGGAGGGAGGGGCAAAAGGGUCCCUUGAGCAGGGGGUUCUAGACGGGCUGGGAGGGGGUGGACGUGGGCAGCAAGGGAGCCCCACGGCGCCUGCCCGAGCCUCGGUUUCCCCUCAUGCAGAGCAGAAGCCAUCGGCUCACGUAGGCCCGGGGAGGCCGUGUGUGUCCUGGCCGCACUCAGCCAUCUGGGCCGGCCGGCCCGGCCCCGGGCUCCUCCGACCUCCCCGCCCAGCUCCGGCCUCCCCGCCCAGCUCCGGCCACCCCGUCCAGCUCCGGCCUCCCCGUCCAGCUCCGGCCUCCCCGCCCAGCUCCGGCCACCCCGUCCAGCUCCGGCCUCCCCGCCCACCUCCGGCCUCCCCGCCCACCUCCAGCCUCCCCGCCCAGCUCCGGCCUCCCCGUCCAGCUCCGACCCCCUUGUCCACCUCCAACCUCCCCGUCCAGCUCCGGCCUCCCCGUCCAGCUCCUACCUCCCCGCCCACCUCCGACCUCCCCGCCCACCUCCGACCCCCUUGUCCACCUCCAACCUCCCCGCCCACCUCCGGCCUCCCCGCCCAGCUCCGGCCUCCCCGUCCACCUCCGGCCUCCCCGCCCACCUCCGACCUCCCCGCCCACCUCCGACCUCCCCGUCCAGCUCCUACCUCCCCGCCCACCUCCGGCCUCCCCGCCCAGCUCCGGCCUCCCCGUCCACCUCCGGCCUCCCCGCCCAGCUCCAACCUCCCCGCCCACCUCCGGCCUCCCCGCCCAGCUCCGGCCUCCCCGUCCACCUCCAACCUCCCCGCCCACCUCCGGCCUCCCCGCCCAGCUCCGGCCUCCCCGUCCACCUCCGGCCUCCCCGCCCACCUCCGACCUCCCCGCCCACCUCCGACCUCCCCGCCCAGCUCCGACCUCCCCGCCCACCUCCGACCUCCCCGCCCACCUCCGGCCUCCCCGUCCAGCUCCUACCUCCCCGCCCACCUCCGACCUCCCCGCCCACCUCCGGCCUCCCCGUCCACCUCCGGCCUCCCCGUCCAGCUCCGACCUCCCCGCCCAGCUCCGACCCCCUUGUCCACCUCCGACCUCCCCGCCCAGCUCCGACCUCCCCGCCCACCUCCGGCCUCCCCGUCCAGCUCCGGCCUCCCCGCCCACCUCCGGCCUCCCCGCCCAGCUCCGGCCUCCCCGCCCACCUCCGACCUCCCGACCUCCCCGUCCAGCUCCGACCUCCCCGCCCACCUCCGACCUCCCCACCCACCUCCGACCCCCUUGUCCACCUCCGACCUCCCCAUCCAGCUCCGACCCCCUUGUCCACCUCCGACCUCCCCGUCCAGCUCCGACCUCCCCGCCCACCUCCGACCUCCCCGCCCACCUCCGACCUCAGUAAACACUGGCUGGACGGAUGGACGGAUAGACGAGUGA